Molecule: messenger RNA, 4947 nt
Organism: Rana temporaria (common frog)
Lineage: Eukaryota; Metazoa; Chordata; Amphibia; Anura; Ranidae
Product: mucin-2-like
Exons: 8
Coding region: 1-3948 (1315 amino acids)
Source: RefSeq, a predicted model, not a curated record
AUGAGAACCUUUCAGAAGAACAACCAUCUCUGCAGAACUCCACCAGACCUCUAUGGUAGAGUGGCCAGACGCAAGCCACUCAGUAAACGGCACAUGAAAGCCCACCUGAAGUUUGCCAAAAGGCACCUGAAGGACUCCCAGACCAUGAGAGACAAAAUUCUCUGUUGUUUUGUGGAUGCUCGCUUGGAUAUUUUAUUGGCACUGACGGAAUUGAAUCCUGCACAUAAUGGGGACUUCAAAGUCUCUGUUAUUGACUUGGUGUCUGCUACUCUUGGUCAUGGUUCCCAGUACAGGGAUUGCCUUCUGUCUUACAAGUCCAUCAAAACAUCUAAAGCUGUUUUUGAAAGAUGUGUACAAAUUGAUAAACUUUACAAUUUUACAGGCAAAGGUGCGACAACUACUGAAGCUACUACUACAGCGACAACUACUGAAGCUACUACUACAGCAGCUACAACUGCAGCGCCAGUUACUACCACUGCAGCUCUGACUACCACUGAAAUACCAACUACUACUAUUGCUCCUACUACUGCAGUGUCAGCCACACUGGAAACUACUACUUUGGCACCAACAAGUACUGAACCCCCCACUACUACAAAUCUGCCAACUACCACACCGGAAACUACUACUUUGGCACCAACAAGUACUACUGAACCCUCCACUACUACAAUUCUGCCAACUACCACACAGCAAACUACUACAUUAGCACCAAGUACUACUGAAACCCCCACUACUACAACGCUUCCAACUACCACACAGCAAACUACUACUUUGGCACCAACAAGUACUACUGAACCCCCCACUACUACAGUUCUGCCAACUACCACACAGCAAACUACUACUUUGGCACCAACAAGUACUACCGAACCCCCCACUACUACAAUGCUGCCAACUACCACACAGCAAACUACUACUUUGGCACCAAGUACUACUGAAUCCGCUACUACUACAAUGCUGCCAACUACCACACAGCAAACUACUACUUUAGCACAAACAAGUACUACUGAAUCCCCUACUACUACAAUGCUGCCAACUACCACACAGCAAACUACUACUUUGGCAUCAACAAGUACUACCGAAUCCCCCACUACUACAAUGCUGCCAACUACCACACAGCAAACUACUACUUUGGCACCAAGUACUACUGAACCCCCCACUACUACAACGCUUCCAACUACCACACAGCAAACUACUACUUUGGCACCAACAAGUACUACUGAACUCCCUACUACUACAAUUCUGCCAACUACCACACAGCAAACUACUACUUUGGCACCAACAAGUACUACCGAACCCCCCACUACUACAAUGCUGCCAACUACCACACAGCAAACUACUACUUUGGCACCAAGUACUACUGAAUCCCCUACUACUACAAUGCUGCCAACUACCACACAGCAAACUACUACUUUAGCACCAACAAGUACUACUGAAUCUCCUACUACUACAAUUCUGCCAACUAUCACACAGCAAACUACUACUUUGGCAUCAACAAGUACUACUGAAUCCCCUACUACUACUACAAUGCUGCCAACUACCACACAGCAAACUACUACUUUGGCACCAAGUACUACUGAACCCCCUACUACUACAAUGCUGCAAACUACCACACAGCAAACUACUACUUUGGCACCAACAAGUACUACUGAAGCCCCAACAACCACGCCAACUCCUACUACUACUACAGCACCAACUACUACUGUUGCUUUUACUACUACUGCAGUGCCAACCAGUACUGAAUCCCCUAGUACUACAAUACUACCAAUUUCUGUAGCUCUUCUAACAACUACAACACCAACUACUUCUGUUGUUGCCACAACUACUGCACUGCAAACUAGUACUGAAACACUUACCACUACAAUUCUGCCAACCACCGCACAGCAAACUACUACUUUGGCCUCAACAAGUACUACUAAAGCCCCAACUACUAUUCCUACUACAACAACACCAACUACUACUGUUUCUUCUACUUCUUCAGUGUUAGCCAGUACUGAACCCCCUACUACUACAAUGCUGCCAACUACCACACAGCAAACUACUACCUUGGCACCAACAAGUACUACUGAAGCCCCAACAACCACACCAACUCCUACUACAACAAGUACUACUGAAGCAUCAACUACCAUGGCAACUCCUACUACUACCACAACAACUACAACUAUCCUUCCAACUACUGCUGCAGUGCCAACCAGUACUGAAACACUCACUACUACAAUUCCAACAAGUACCACACAGCAAACUACUUCUGUGAUUUCAACCUCUACUACUACUAAAGCCUUGACUACUACAACAGCUCCUACUACUACUACAAUACCAACUCCUACUACUAUUCCAACUACAACUUCAACAACCACUACAGCAGAGUCUACUACAUCACAAACUAAUACUGUAGCCCCAAGUACUACAGCAAAUCCUACUUCUACUGCAGUUUCAACAACUGCUGAAGCCCUAACUACUACAACAUUGCCAACUACCAGUAUAACUGGUCUUUCUACUCCUUUGGCUUCAUCUACUACUUCUACUGUCACUACAACUUUAGCACCAACUACUACUGCAGGUACAACUUCUACUGCAUCAACUGCUAAUGCAGCAGCUACAACAACAGCAACUCCAAUUAGUACUACUACUUCAACAACCACUACAUCAACUACUACUGAAUCUCCAACUACUACUGCAGUUCCCUCUUCCACAACAGUUUUAACUACAAUUGUUGUCCCUACCACUACUGCAACAUCACCAACUACCACUUUAACUGUUACCACUACUCCUUUGGCUUCAUCUACUCCUUCUACCUCUACUACACCUUCAUCACCAACUAAUACUGCAGAAACAACUUCUGUUGCUUUAACUACUUCUGCAAUUUCUGCAACUACCAGUACAUUAGUAACUACUACUACUGCAGUUUCAACCAGCACUGAAUCCCUAACUACUACAACACCACCAACUACUAUUAUAACUGCUACUACCACUCCUUUUAUUUCAACUACUUCCACUGCUUUUACAACCACUUCAGCACCAACUACUACUGCAGGUAUAACAUCUGCUGCUUCAACUACAUCUGCAGCUACAACAACAGCAACUCCAAUUAGUACCACAACUUCAACAACCACUACAUCAGCUACUACUGAGUUUCCAACUACUACUUCAGUUCCCUCUUCCACAACAGUAUUAACUACAACUGUUAUGCCUACCACUACUGCAAUACCAACCACCACUGCAGGCCUAACUACUACAACACCACCAACUACCACAUUAACUGUUACCACUACUAAUUUGGCUUCAUCUACUACUUCUAACCCCACUACAACCUCUGCACCAACUACUACUACAGAAACAACUUCUGUUGCUUUAACUACUUCUGCAAAUCCUGCAACUACAUUAACUCCAAUUAGUACUACAACCACUACAGCAGCAUCUACUACAGUCCCCACUACUCCAGCAAAUCCCACCUCCAGUACAUUAGUAACUACUACCACUGUCCCUACUACUACCACAGUUGGUGUAUCUACAUCAUCUACAACAUCCACAAGCUCUGGAGAUAAUGGAGGCUCUUCCUCUACUACAGCAACCACAACCACUGCAUCUACAACAACUACAACUUCUGGAACCACCAGUACUACAACUACGUCUCCUACCAGCGGACAAGCAAAUGGCGCUGCUGUAUUAUCUGACAGUACACAAUUACCAAUUUGGGCAAUUAUCUUGUUUGGUUUACUGGCUGCCGGAAUGCUGGUGGGAUUAUUACUUGGGCUUGCGGGUUGUGCUCAUUAUAUCAUAUACAGAGUGGGGAGCUACCCAAGCUACUCUACACACUAUGGACAGUGGAGUCCUUCAAAUCAACUAACAGACCCAGAAGGGGGAGUAAUACAACGGGAAAGAACUUGCUUUCCAAGACCAGAAGUCCAAAGAGAUGACAUUGAAAUGUAUGGAAGACCAAACCAGUGUGCCUAGACUACAAAGCACCCACCAACAACGCAGUUAUGUUUCUUACAAGAUAUUUAUUCUCAAAUGCAUGAACCUCUCAAUUGCAGACACAACCUUGUCUAGAGUACUGACACCCUAUGGGUUGGUACAGCUGAAAAUAAAAACAGAAGCUCAUUGGUUACCAGAUUUUGUACAUUCCUGUUUUAGUAAAUCAACCCCACUGUGUUUAUAAGAGGCUUGAUAAACCAGACUGGUCUGAAAGAACUGGGGUUGUAGCUUUUUAAAUGCUCUAGUUUGUUGACAGUGUGAGGAUGUUUUGAACUGCAUUACGUAAUAACUAUAGAAAUUAUUUACUGUAAUUUCUGUUAACCAAAUGUAGGAUGGUAACAAGACAGUUUUGCUGUGAUUUUUGACUUGACAGUACUUGAUAGUACUUCAAAAGGAACCAUUUUGAUCAGUCUAACCUGUAACCUCCGAACUGUAAACUAGACUUCUGGUUUGCAUACUAGGUUGAGGUCUGUGACUUUGGAAAAGGGAUCAGUGGAUCAGUGGCUUAUAGCAUAAGCAUGCAGUCAAAUGCAUUGCAAUUUAAUUAUAAUUAAAUAUUUUUAUGUUUAAAUGUGUUUAUAUUUAUUAGCCUUUUUAGAAGGAGCCAAUUUAUAACGCAGUUUAUAUAGCUGACAUACCACUGUGGUUGAAUGUAUUGCAAAUAAAUUAUGCUGAAUUAUUUAUAUGCUAAAUGUGUUCAUAUUUAUUAAACUAAGGGGUCUAUUUAUAAAGCAGUUGUAUGUCCUAACUAUUUAUUCAUACUCCUGCACAUGUAUAAAGCAUUGAUGUGUGUUUGUUAGAUGCAAGGACUCUGAAGAAGGUGAAGUCUCACUAUGAUAAAUGAAAAAAGUGUGCCAGGUGGCAGAGAAAACCUGACACGUUAUACCACCUAUCAGCAUAUGUUCUCCAAACAAAUAAAUGUAUUUAUUUAGACACUGGCCCAUAUUCUCUCUAAAAAUCCGCGGGCUGCGCUUAAGG